Molecule: messenger RNA, 2672 nt
Organism: Felis catus (domestic cat)
Lineage: Eukaryota; Metazoa; Chordata; Mammalia; Carnivora; Felidae
Gene: ZNF174
Product: zinc finger protein 174
Exons: 3
Coding region: 691-1401 (236 amino acids)
Source: RefSeq, a predicted model, not a curated record
CCCGGGUCCCCAGAGAGGUGAGUCCGCGGCCGGUGGGCGCGGGUUGCGGGGCCGUCGGCGAAGCUGCCGCCUCAGGCGCAGCCCCGGCCCGCACGCAGCCACGAAGCUGAGCCGCGCGCCGGAGAGCCCGCAGCUCCGCCUCGCCAGGGGAAGCCGGGGCCCCCUCAGAGGCCGGAGCGAGUGGGCCUGCCGGGCGUCGGGAGCGAGCCGCCGCCGUGCUCAGCCUGCCUUGCUGCGCGUGGGGGUUCCGAUCCCUCCCCUCCGGCACGCGCAGCCCCGCGGCUCCGGGCGACGUGCUCGAGGUCGGUGCAGCCCGGGUGCCGCGGAGCUGGCGCAGGCCACCAGUGUGACAACUUGAACUUUUCCUAGGAUUUCCCGACCGCCAGAUGGAUCACCUUGCGCAGUUCCUCUGAGACCUCGUGCGUUUAUCGAUGAAAUAAAAAGCAAGAUUUUCCCCAGUUCCUUUUAGAACGUUAUGACUUUUCUCCAUUUGGAGACAGCUCAGGAAACUGCCAGAGGGACAGACAGCUCCUCUCCGUCGGGCCCUGCGUUGUCUUCGGGAGCUUGGGGCCUGUAUGUGCCCCGCCCUCGCUGACAUCUUUCCAGCGCUUAGAGACACUUGUCCAGAGUCAUGAUCUUGAAGGCUUGAGCCGCUUGCCAGGAGAGAGAGGCUGUCUCCUGAGCCCCAAGAUGGCGGCUAAGAUGGAGAUAACUUUGAGCUCGCAGUCCCACAUUCAGGCCUCCUCCAAGCCAGAGAGACACAUAAUAACAAAGCUGGAAGAGAAACGGGGACCCGCUCUGCAAAAGGACCGCCCCGAUCCCGAGCUCUCCCGCCAGAGCUUCCGACGGUUUUGUUACCAAGAGGUGUCUGGACCCCAAGAGGCACUCGCCCGGCUGCAGCAGCUCUGCCGUCAGUGGCUGCAGCCCGAGCUGCACACCAAAGAGCAGAUACUGGAGCUGCUGGUGCUGGAGCAGUUCCUGAACAUCCUGCCCUCGGAGAUUCAGGCUCGCGUCAGGCAUCGAUGUCCAAUGAGCUGCAGGGAGAUUGUGACCCUGGUGGAAGAUUUUCAAAGAGCAGCCAAGAGACCAAAGCAGUGGGUGGCCGUGUGUAUGCAGGGGCAGAAGGUGCUCUUGGAGAAAACUGGAUCUCAGCUUGGAGAACAGGAACUACCAGACUUUCAACUGCAAACUCCUAGGAGGUUUCCCCGGGAGAGUGCUCUGGAGGAGCCUUCCCAGGCGGGAUCUCCGGACCAGCUGAGCUCUCAUCAUUGGGAAAAAUCCACACUCCUCCAGGAACCAAGCCCCAGAUUGGCUGGUACAGAGCUUCUUACAGUGAAGACAGAUCCACAUAUGGCCACUGAUGAACAUCCAUGCAAACCUUGGCUGAGUUUCAUCACUUAAAAUGGUCCCAUGUUUAGAAAGCGCCUAAACAAUGUUAGGCUCAUUAAAGGAAAUGUCCCGCUCCAUAAUAUCUUCAGCCUCUUCCUCUCCCUGUGAUGUCUUAUGUCUAUUUCCCCACCUGUCUCUGGUACAAUGCCAGUAAUUGUUAGCCCUGCUGUAUUCGAAGACCAAAUGACAGUGACACUUUGGCCAAUCUUAGUGAUGUGAAUACAGAGGCUGGUCAGCAAGUUAGAGCAAAAAGUUACCAGAAGGCUAGAACGCGUUGAUUUUUUAAGAUUUGCUACAUUCAGUGCAAUACUUGAAUUUGGUUAUUCUUGGAACUUAAGAAUGGAGAAGACCAAGGUGCUGGGCGGGGUGCUCAGUCAGUUGAGCAUCAACUCUUGAUUUCUACUCAGGUCAUGAUCUCACUGUUCAUGGGAUCGAGCCCUGCGCUGGGCUCUAUGCUGACAGUGCAGAGCCUGCUUGGGAUUCUCUCUCCUCCUGUCUCUGUGUCUCUCCCCUGCUCACGUUCUCUCUCAAAAUAAAGAACCAUAAAAAAUAAAUAAUAAUGGAGAAGACCUGGGGCAUCCAGUGGAAAAGUACUGUGAUCCUGGCUGAGGUCCUGACCCAUAACCUAUGGACUUUGUGGUCCUGGGCCUGCACACUCCCUUCUCCUGCCUCAUCACAGCCAGCUCAGUGUGCAUAGGGCUCCAUCUUCUUUUAUUUGAUCGCUGCAGGUACAUUCUCACGUUCUUCACCCCGAACAUCAGCAGUGCCUUCUGUCAGAGCUGCACCGCUCAGUGCAGUUGCCGCUGGCCACAGGUGGCUAUUUAAAUUUUAUUUAUGGAGAUAGAAUUCACAUGCUCUAAAAUUCACCCCUUCAAAGUGUACAGUUCAGUGGUUUUUAGUGUAUUUGUGCACUUGUGCAACCAUGCCCUCUAAUUCUUGGAUAUUUUUGUAGCCUCAAAAAGAAACCCAGACCCAUUGGCAGUCACUCUCCAUUGCCCCUUCUUCCAGCCCCUGGCAACCACUGUGUACUUUCUGUCUCUGGAUUUGCCUGUACUGGAUGUUUCAGAAUCACAUUGGUUGUGCUGUUUUGUGACUGGCUUCUUUCCCUGAGCGUAAUGUUUUCACGGUUCAUCCAUGUUGUAACACGUAUCAUUCACUACUUUGUUCCUUUUAUGGUGGAUUUUCCAUUAUACAGACACGGUGUGUAUGCAUCAGUUGAUGGUCAUUUGGGGUAUUUCCAUUUUUGGGCUAUUAUAAAUCAUGCUGCUGUGAACAUUUGCGUA